AUGACUGAUAUCUCGCCGACUAUCAGUGUACGGUGGAAAAAGGAACCACCACACGUUAAAGAACAUUACGAAUGUCUCGCAAAAACGGCAAAGAUAAUUCAUUCAUCUGCUUCGUCUAUGUAUUCAUCUACUUCAUCGCCGACAUUACCAAAUUCAUAUUUCGAUAUAAUCUUGCCACAACAACCCGAAACGUUAGCAAAACAAAAUUGUCCAAAUCAGAAUUUGGCUGAUAUAAAUUGUCCAGAGCAGAAUUUGGCUGAUAUAAAUUGUCCAGGGCAGAAUUUUGCUUUACAAGCUACUACGCAAAAUUGUCCAGAGCAGAAUUUGAUUGCUAUACGAGAUUAUUCAGAUUUAUUAUUUUUUUCGUAUGAAGAUUUAUUAUUUCCUUCAAAUAUUUCGAUGUAA
Ambispora gerdemannii is the source of this 405-nucleotide messenger RNA. The record is from the annotation of a GenBank genome assembly. NCBI's taxonomy places the organism in Eukaryota, Fungi, Glomeromycota, Glomeromycetes, Archaeosporales, Ambisporaceae.